AAGAAUUGCAAGGGACUGAUAAAUGAUUGAAAAGCAACCGCAAAAAUCCCCUCCAUCGGUCUCACAGGCCAGAAUCUGACAGGGAAAUAUCUCCUCGCCAUGAUCGAUAUCGACGCUCCCUCCAACAACGGUGGUCCCCGUGGCACAGUCCUCCACGCGCUCCUCACAGACUUCACUGCCAGCGGCUCCACCCAAAACGGCACCGCGCUCCUCACCACCAAAGCCACAGGUCCUGCCUCCUACUUCGGACCCGCUCCGCCGGCCGAAACUCCACAGCACCCUCACAACUAUGUGUUUGUGCUCCACGAGCAACCUGCCAAUUUUGCGGUCCCGGCUGCGCAUAAGCAGGUUGUGCAGUCUCGAUUUGGAAUUGAUUGGAGCAAGUUUGUGAAGGAUGCUGGCUUGAAGGAGGCGGUUGGUGGGAACUAUUUGAGGGUGCAGAGUGGAGAUAACACGAAGAGAUGGAUCGGGUGAAGAGUGAGGAAAGGCAAUAGGAAAAGUUUGCUGCUGGAGAGGAAAGGAAAUGGAGAUAGGCAAGAGAAGAGGAUAGUGUAUAUAUUAUGGGUGGAGCUUUUUCCUACUGAUCAACGAAAAUUUGUAGUCAUGCUACAUAUAUCUGAGAGGAAUGUGUGAAUGAUGUGUUUUCUCUACUUUCGGUUGAGAAGGAUUGUCUUUUGGCCGUCUUUUCCGUUGUAACACGCGUUCUGUCUCGCUGGCGCUGUUGCAUAUAUACUGCCAUUAAUCUACAGACAUGCACGUAUUUAACCUAGUGAGAGUAGCCAUGUUUGCCUGCUUUGAAAAUACCCGAUUGGGUGUACUCGCAGUAUUUCGGGGCUAAGAACAGCAAGCACUCAACUAAGCAAUAGCAAGAAAUAGAGAUCGACUGCAUUUUUUAUAUGGUCGGCUCUUUGAGGGAAGUCGUCCAUGGUACUCAGAAUCAAUUGCGUGAAGACUUGGCUUCUUGCUCACGUACAUGUGUGUUGUCAUCAUCUGCUGUGCCGAUGGCAACAUUGCAUGAACGCGCGGCAGUUGCAAUCAUUUCCAUGCUACUGCGACGUAAUAGACCCUAGGUAACCCCGUAUUUCGAUCGAUUUCAGCCGACGAACGGUGUACGCACGUGUAUGCAGGUACACUACUACCUCGGACAUCGAGGUUGAUCUAUUCUACUUCCCCUCAGGUUACCUUGACGUUGGAUACUCUUUACCCCUC
Molecule: messenger RNA, 1209 nt
Organism: Periconia digitata
Lineage: Eukaryota; Fungi; Ascomycota; Dothideomycetes; Pleosporales; Periconiaceae
Source: the annotation of a GenBank genome assembly